AUACAUUUAGCUUUUGAUGGGUGUCUGGCGAACCAUUUAAUAGGUUUAGAAAUGCGCCAGUAACCUGCCCGAACUUCGUUUACUGUGCUGCAUAUUUUGGGGUAUACAAGGUGAGAGUGACAGUUUUCGUCGCUUUAGCAAUUAUGGAUGGGCAAUGGAAUUUCAGGUUCGGGGUAGUUAUCCUGGGUGACUCGGCGGUGGGGAAAUCCUCACUUUUACGGCGCUACACCGAGGGGACAUUUGAAGAAUCAAACCAGUCUCCUCUGGGAAUCGAUUUCAAAGUGCAACAUCUGAGUUUCGACCCUGGCGUCACCAUAAAACUGCUACUGUGGGACACGGCAGGACAGGAGAGAUUCAGGUCAAUCUCUAAGUCCUACAUGCGGAACUCGGUGGGCUGCGUCCUGCUGUUCGACCUGACACAGCGGGAGACCUUCGAGCGGGUGAGGGCCUGGCACCGCGAGGUGGUGGAGUACGUGCAGCCGGCCGCCAUGGUGUUCAAGCUGGUGGGCCACAAGAGCGACCUGGUGGUCCGCAGGCAGGUGAGGAGGACAGAGGCAGAGGCAUUGGCCAAGGAGCUGGACAUGGGCACUUACGUGGAGGUGUCCUCCAAGGACGACGUUAACGUCGCCCUGGCCUUCGAGACUAUCGCCAGGGAGAUCUACGAGAAGUACUCCCAGGGCUUGAUCCCCGUCAUCGACGACUGGCACGGGCUGGCCAUUGGAGCCCCCCUUGAAUCGGAUAAGGCCAAACCUGUGAAAAGCGGUUGUUGUGGGUGACAACCCCCAUCCCCAAUCUAAACUAUAACAUUUUCCACAUUCACAAGCGAUCUUUGAUGGAUAAAAUUUUAUAAAAGUCACUGUCAGUAAUAGUCCCCAUGUCACAGUUGUUGUACAUUCCAUAAGAGCAGUAGUCCAAUCAGACGCAUGGACCAAGCCUUUUAACUGGUUUGGAGAUAGUUUGCAUUUGGUUAGUCAGGAACGAGUGUACGAGUAUGAAGAUGGCUGCUGUCAAGAGAGCAGCAAAUUAGCUGAUAAUGUCCCUCUUCUGUGUACAAUAGCUGCGGUCAAUUCCAUUUCAAUUCAUUCAAUUCAGGAAAUUAGUUGAAAUUCAAUUAAUUAAUUAAUUUUAGAAAUGAUUUUAGAACAUGGAAAAUUUCAAAUUCAUAAAUCGAAUUUCAAUAGAUUUGCUGAACUAAUGAAAUGAAAUGGAAUUUAUUCAAUUGUGCCUCACCGAAACACCCAUGUUGGAUUUCUUAUUUACCUCAUGAGAAGGUCUUACCACUGUUGGUGCUCCAAUCUGAUAUGUUUUACAAUUACCAUGAGGUGUCAUUUAGAGAAAAAGUAAUCUAUGUUAGAAUUAGAACUAAGCAUUCUCUCGUGGCAGUCUAUUCUGUUGUACAAAUGUGUAAUGUUGUUACUGACACAUACGUUCAAGAGAUACAGUUGUAGAGCUGGUAGUUAUUACAGUUAUUCUAAUAAUACACAGUAGUUAUUACAGUAAUUAUAAUAUUACAGAGACAGUUCAAAGGAACUAUCCUUGUGGCCCUUUCCACUGAUUCUGAUUCAGUCUGAUAGAAAGCCACCUGUUGAAUGUAAGCUAUAUCCUGCUGUUUCAGGAUCAUGCAAUGUAACAUCAAGUUAUCUUGCUCCCAAAACAAACAAACAAACACAUACAGAUACAGUGCCUGUGUUAUGUGGGUCACUGGAAACAAAUUUACCAAGACUGACAGUUGGCACUGGAGUUUUACUGUGAAUGACAAGUUCCAUCAUAUAAUAGCUCUGAGAGAAAAUAUAGUUAAUUAAAUCUCAUAACUCUAUGAUGUACCUCACUCUCACUCACACUGUAGCCUCAUAUUGUCGUGUAAUCUAUCAGGCAUUGAUUACAAUCAGGUUGCCCAUUAACUGCAAAGCUGCACAGACACCAACUUCAAUUCCAGCGAUGUAACAUGGAUAAGCCAUUUCCACAAUCUUGAUUUAUUGUCUUAUUUGACUAGAAAUAUAAACAACAACUGGGCCAAUUUCAUUGUAUUAAUACAUGAACUUCCCCCUAGCACCGUUAUAGACAUUCACAUACUGUAAAAUGGUUAUUAUUCUUCUGAAUAAAUCGAUUACGUUUUGUUAGUUAAUUGUUUAUGUUGUGUUAGUCAUGCACAAUUACAUCUCAAAUACAAGAGAGAUAUUCAUUCUACUGAAAUGAAACAUGUACUUGAAACUUUCACCCGUGAUAUUGAUCAGUUGCAUGUUCAGUUUACCUUUGUUAGCUUCUUCACUCCAUGCUUGUCUAGUUGUCAUUAUGUGGUGCUAUAACACCAGUAUGAGCAGCAGGAGAAACAACAGCCUGGAGGGAAUAAGUUAGGAAUAAUUUGGGAAACACUAGUUUAAGUUCAUAAAUGUGUAGCUACUUAACUUUCUGCCUCAUCAGCUCACAACAAGUAUUAUACUCUCUUGAUUUGAGAAAAAAAAAGGAAGACAGUAGAAUGCAUCAUAUUGCAAUUCUUUCAAAGAAUGAAACCCCACACAAACUUAUAACAAAAUGAUUUUAAUAUAUUUUGCUUUCAUAUCAGUCACAACAUUAUAAUGUAUUAAAAUGUAAAGAUACAAAAGAGAAAUAAACUGUUUCUGGGUUGUGUAUA
Conger conger (European conger) is the source of this 2632-nucleotide messenger RNA. Its product is annotated as ras-related protein Rab-39B. Gene Ontology annotation, molecular function: GTP binding; GTPase activity. Lineage: Eukaryota; Metazoa; Chordata; Actinopteri; Anguilliformes; Congridae. The transcript is spliced from 2 exons. Bases 144 to 776 code for a protein of 210 amino acids. The record is from RefSeq and is a predicted model, not a curated record.